UAUGUGUAAACAUGUACUCAAUGCUUAAGUUGCCAUAAGAGCUCCCUGUUGUAAAAAGUAAACAUUCCAAUUUAUUAAUUAAUAAGAUGGUAUGAUUGUGCAGAAUGUCAUUAAGAAUUAGAAGAUCAUCCACUUUUAAAAUCAAUUGAAAUGAUUUUUGCUUGUAAAAAAUGCAAAAAGGUUUUUCGAAAAGACAUCACAGAUUAUGAUGAAUCUGAUGAAUAUUGUCCACAGUAAAUCAUAUCAUUAUUAUAUUUAAGUUGUGAUAACCAUUAUGUUAUCAAAGCAGUCACUUAAGAAUCCAAAGAAAUUUAAAAGUUUGAGAACUUAGUUAAGGAAGUCAAAUAAUGA
Paramecium pentaurelia is the source of this 351-nucleotide messenger RNA. Lineage: Eukaryota; Ciliophora; Oligohymenophorea; Peniculida; Parameciidae. The record is from the annotation of a GenBank genome assembly.